AUGGAUCGUUGGACUGGUGAACAUCGCGGCUACGCGGUUAAAGCGUAUUAUACGAAUGGUGAGAGUUUGGUGAAAACGCGACGUACUUUUCGACGCCGUUUCAAUAUACCGCGUAACAGGCCGGUUCCUUCGGAUAACGCCAUUCGUUCGUGGAUAAACAACCUUGAACAAACAGGAUCAACGUCUAAAAAACGAGGUGGGAGUGCAAAAACCGUUCGAACCCCUGAAAACAUCGCUGCUGUUCAACAGGCAAUGCUCAGAAGUCCACGCCGAUCUGCCAAACAACAUGCUCUCCGUCUUGGAAUAAGUAACACUUCGGUGAGAAGGAUUCUUCGUCAAGAUUUACAUUUCCACCCAUACAAAAUACAGAUUGUGCAAUCUCUCAAACCAAGUGACUAUCAGAAACGAUUACAAUUUUGUGAGCAAAUGGCCAGAAGACUUGAAGAAAAUGACGACCAAAUAAACCAUUUAUGGAUGAGCGAUAAGGCGCAUUUCCACCUAUCUGGUUUUGUUAAUAAACAAAACUUCAGAUACUGGUCAGAGAAAAACUCUGGCGUACUUCAUGAAACGCCUCUUCAUGUUUCAAAGGUGACGGUUUGGUGCGCCAUGUCGGCAAGAGGAAUAAUAGGCCCAUUUUUUUUUCGAGGAUGUCAAUGGAAGUGCUGUGACUGUUAA
Onthophagus taurus is the source of this 675-nucleotide messenger RNA. Lineage: Eukaryota; Metazoa; Arthropoda; Insecta; Coleoptera; Scarabaeidae. The record is from RefSeq and is a predicted model, not a curated record.